Messenger RNA from Cryptotermes secundus, 2602 nucleotides. It is a transcript of the gene Dnz1, whose product is annotated as palmitoyltransferase ZDHHC3. Lineage: Eukaryota; Metazoa; Arthropoda; Insecta; Blattodea; Kalotermitidae. Gene Ontology annotation, biological process: protein targeting to membrane; peptidyl-L-cysteine S-palmitoylation. The transcript is spliced from 5 exons. The record is from RefSeq and is a predicted model, not a curated record. Bases 15 to 824 code for a protein of 269 amino acids. Gene Ontology annotation, cellular component: Golgi apparatus; endoplasmic reticulum. Gene Ontology annotation, molecular function: protein-cysteine S-palmitoyltransferase activity.
GUUGAUGGUGGAUCAUGUCAACAUUUGUGAGAGAUCCGUGUGGAAUUGUUUGUAUUUUGUUGACAUAUGUGGCCAUACUUUACGCCGAUUACGUAGUAAUAAGAUGGAUUAUUUUGCAGACAAUGCAGAACAGUUUAUGGGGACCAUUCCAUGUAGUUCUCUUCAAUACCAUAGUUUUUCUCCUAGCGAUGGCACAUUUGAAAGCGGUGUGUUCUGAUCCAGGAGUUGUACCUCUGCCUCAGAACAGAGUUGACUUCUCAGACAUUCACUCAGGUUCUUCUGGGGCUUUCCAGCGGGGGGACUGGACAGUAUGUUCACGGUGUGAAACAUACCGACCGCCGAGAGCACACCACUGUCGUAUCUGUAAGCGCUGCAUCCGUAGGAUGGACCAUCAUUGUCCUUGGAUCAACAACUGUGUGGGUGAACAAAACCAGAAGUAUUUCAUCCAGUUCCUUGUUUAUGUUGGUGCCCUGGCAACUUAUGCCAUUAUACUAGUGGUGGUUUCGUGGGUUGUUGAGUGCCCUGAAUGCAGCAGUGAGAUUUCUAUCAAGCAGAGUCGCAUUCUGCACUGUGUGAUCCUGGUGUUGGAGAGCGCAUUGUUCGGCAUGUUUGUUUCUGCAAUCCUCGUGGAUCAGUUCCAGGCGAUAUUUAGUGAUGAAACAGCUGUUGAGCAAGUUCAGCAUCAGGGGCCAUUUCGACCGCAGAGACCGAAGCUGGCCCUCCUGACAGAAGUGUGUGGUCGUGGACACCCAGUAUUAUGGCUCCUUCCUUGUGCUGGUGCGUCUCACCACCGGGAGGAACCACUUCUCAACCAUGACGUGUGAGAGAUGAGGCUGAGUAUGUGUGUUGCUUCUGACCUGUUAUAAUCAUACAGGAAGUUUACAUAGAGGGAAGAGACAUUACAGAGCUUUAUGUUUCUGUUCAUGUAGGACCAGUUUCACCAUUCCCCUGUAGGCCAUCACCUGUGUUACUUGAAUUUCUUUACACCAGUGUCAGCUUAGUACUAUAUCUGGACCUGUGAUAGUGUUUUUAAUAUUACCCCCUGCCAUUCAAGUGAGAAUAUGGUACUUGAAUAAGAUUUUAAUGGUCAUGCAAUGAUGAAAUAAAAUUUUUCGAUUUAUUUUGCUGUAGAAUAUUCCAUUAAGAAGGUCCAAGAAAAUCAGGAGGGACAGGAAUUUGAAUGGAACACAUUAGCUUCUGUCUGUGCUAAUUAUAUUAAUGUAUCAGGCAAGAACACAAACACAAUCAAGAGAGACACAAAGACAGUAAACAGGUUGGUGUAGAAAUACAUGCAGAAGAAGCUAAGUAUUUCGCAUGUUAUCAUAUUUCAGGACAGAUGAAACUAAGAAGCUAGAUAGUGAAUCCUUAGAGAAAAGUGGCCAAGUUCAAAUAUUUUUUAAUGAUAAUAGCAGAUCAAAAUUAGGAGCAGAUUCAGUCAGUGCAGAAUCUGUAAUGUUCUCAUCUCCUUUCUAAAGACAUAAGAUGGAAACAUACAACAUUAUACUGUUAAGUUUGCAUUUGUUUGCUUCUUUUCUGGGUUCUGACAUCAUGUAGUAACAGGAAAGGUUCCAGUGUUUCAGGGUAUAAAUGACAGGGAUGGGUGAGAGAUUGGUUAAGGGUAUGGUUUGAUAGUUGGGUACCAGCCUGCUCUCUGCACGUCUGUCAGGUUCCUAUGACACCCUGGUACCCAUCUAUGAAACUAGAUGGCAUGACAUUGAAGACAACUUUAAUAUUAUUAUUGACCACCAGGAGGACCUUAAAUGCAAAGGGAUUUGUUUUAUAGGCAUUGAAGGGCAGGAUUGACCCUGCCCAGAGAACAGGAUUCCUGCUUUUAGGGGCUAGAGAAGCAAGGAAUGUGACAGAAGGGAAACUGAACAGUAGACCUUCUGAUGGCCCCACUCAAAAAAGCUUAUGUCUUAGUGAUGUGAGUGUACCUUCCUUUGUAUAUUCCGUUCUAAGCACAAUAGACCACUGUAGAUCAUGGUGCAAGGGCCGAGGAGGCCUACCCCUCAUACAUUCAUUGUACAUUCCGUGUGUAAGUGAUGCGUGCAAGAGUGACUGAGGGAGAAGCCUUCUUCUCUCUUAUAACUGCUCUCUUUUCUUUAAGCAUGCCAAUGGCAUUAUCUUCUUCUCCCCCCCCCACCACUCCUCCUCUUCUUCCUCCUGGCAUAAAUGUAUCUCAGGGUUUCUUCUCAGGAGUAGAGGUAGGUAAGUAGGUAGGUAGGUAUGUACAGAUCCAGGUUUGGUGAUUAAUUUGAAUGGUCUGCAGUAUUAUAUUUAAGCAUCCUGUUGCACUCUAUACGAUAUAUGAUAUAAACUCCGUCUUAAGUGCAACAAUUUAUUAUAGGUCUUUCGUCUUGCUUCUUCUGCACCACAUGUUUUGGCCGCAAACGGCCAGCAUCAGGUGUAUGCACUCACGUAGCUGUUACACUGCACUUAGUUUAAAAUUUAAAAACACAGGUCUUCCCAAAUGUUCCCUUCGUCAUUGCUAACAGGAUCUACUUCGCUGAUAUCUGUCUGAUUUGUACAUUAUCUUUGUCACCUAUACACAUUAAUUUGGCUUUCAUGAACUGGCCCUUUUAAAAUCUUCAGUUCCAAUUUU